Molecule: messenger RNA, 5960 nt
Organism: Chenopodium quinoa (quinoa)
Lineage: Eukaryota; Viridiplantae; Streptophyta; Magnoliopsida; Caryophyllales; Amaranthaceae
Product: ankyrin repeat-containing protein At5g02620-like
Exons: 6
Coding region: 3709-5652 (647 amino acids)
Cellular component (GO): plasma membrane
Molecular function (GO): protein phosphatase 1 binding; protein phosphatase regulator activity
Source: RefSeq, a predicted model, not a curated record
GGUUUUGUAUCUUCUAACACUUUCGAGGGAUGGGCUAAAAGACGGAGGCAAAGCCAGCUUGUUGAUUUUGAGUUUGGUGUCAUUAAGCUCAGGGUAAGCACGGUAGAGGGUACGGACAAUGGUAGGGGAACCAUUUAUCGUGAGGGUACGAUAAAUUGUGAGGAUAAGAGAGCAAUUGUAGGAGCUGACUUUGAGGGAUCGGGUGAGAUGAAGUUUGAAGAAACCUGGAGUUUCAAUGAGGUUUUUCCAGGACUUGCAUACGCAUUUGAAUCGAGAUAGAGAUUUGACAGGUAAAUGGGAUAGGAUAAUUAUGGUUACUUCCAUGGGAAUGUUUCUUGAUGCCAUUGAUGAAGAGCAAAUUGAAUGGUUUAUUUUGCUUUUUUCUACAGAAAAGGAAGAGAAGUGCAAAUUUGAUUGUUAUGGGUUUUGAUGAUUGGUGGUGUGAAGCAAGUGGAGUGGAGAGAUGGCUAUUUAUUUCAUGUAUAUUUAUACAAGGAUACUCUUGGGAUCCAAGCUACUUUUAUUUAUUUAUUUUUUAUUUCUCGAUUAUGAUUCAUGCAUGACUUGGGGACCAAACAACCAGUUAUGGCAACAAUAUUAUUCGGACUAUUCAAGGGGAUAAUAAUAUUCAACGUUUUAGAAGUGUGCCUUAAUUUGACAAUUUCUUUGUUUUUAAAAUACAGUUAGGAGAUCAGGAUUCAAGCAAGAACUAUUCCUGGUUGUUCCUAGUAUGAAAACUAGGAAUGCUAUAGGAAACCUUAGGCUACAUUUGUUGGGCCUGGUCACCCUCUUUAAUUCUUUAUUAGGCUGUACACACACUCUAUUACAUAUUAGAAUGAUAUUGUCCGCUUUAGCCCUAGCUUCCACGGAUUUGUUUUUGGACAACUUUUUAAAAAGCCUCACACUAAUAGAAUGUUCACUCAAUUACAAGGAGCUCUUUGUUUCCUUAUUUUUUUCAUGUGGAAUUUGGGAUGAACUACCCCACUGAUCUUUUAAUUGAAAAAUUAAAACUCUCAACAAAUGAAGAGAACAAAACAAAGGAGACAAUAUGUUGAAAAAAGUCCUUCGCAAAACAUAAAGAAAAGAUAGUACUUCGUACUAUUAAUUUCGGUUUGUAUACAUCCUAUGUACGGUAAUUUAAUGUACAUCGGGAGUCACUUUUAUCAAAUUUAGGGUCACUUUUACAAUUUUUUGGGUAACUUUUAUCAAUAUUAGCAUAAAUAUUUCCUAACUUUUAUUUUUAUCAGAGUAAUUUUUAUUCAUAUUAGGGUAAUUUUUGCUCAUUUUAGGGUAACUUAUAAAGGAUGUACAAUAUUUAUUAUACGUCCGAUUUAUUUAAAAGUUUGUCUAAUUUCGUAACGUAUGAGAGUAACUCUAAUGGUUGUAGCUAGGGACUUGCUUGCAAUAUUAAAUAAUAAUCCCUAUCUACUAGCUUAACCAUUGGAGCUUAACUAUUAACGUAUAUGACAACAUGACACUCUUUAACGUACAUGACAACAUGUCACAAUGCCACGACAACGACACGUAAGCUUGCAACUUUAUUUAACAAAAUUAAUAAAAUAUGGUUUUAUCUAGAUUCGAACCCUCAAACUCAAACAAAUAUAUGCUACACACUUACCAUUAUUAUUAUUAUUAGGAAAAUUUUCUUUGGUAACACUAUAAUUUUAAUUUUUCUGGUAAAUUGCAAAAAAACUUAUUAUCUUUGGUAAACUUUAAUUAGUUAUAAUGUUUCAAUGGUAAAGUUAAUGAAAUAAUUUAGCUAAUUUUUAACCAUGGUUAAGAAUUUUUUACAAUAAAUCAUUGAAAUUCCUAAACCUUAAUUAAUUUCAUCAAAUACCUAAAAUGCCCCCACUUAAACCUAUCAUUGUGAUCAUCAUCUUCAUCCUCCUCUCUUUCUUCAUCUUUAUCUUUCACAUUUUGAACAAUUAACUUUCAUCCAAUCGCAUCUCUCCUUCCCCUUGAACCACCACCACCCCGUCCCCAAAUAAUCCUUCAAAUCCUCAAUUUAUGCAAGUACUCCUUCAAAUUGAUUUUUACAUCCUUUACUUUGGGCUUGCAGAAUUCUACUAACAGUAAUCGUUUUUGCACUUUUUGUAAUUGGAUCUUCAAAUUGCAGAAAUUAAAUUGUUUGUCGGCCCCAUUAAUCUUGAUGUUGUUAUUGUUGUUGAAUUUAGGAUUGAAUUUAGGGUAAGUUACUAAAGAAUUGUCCUAUAAAUUAAUCGAAAAAUCGAACCUUGCAAUUAAAUUUUGGGAAAUUAGGUUGAUAAUUAAUUGAAUUGGGGCUUUGUAUGCUGAAACUAACGGGCUGCUACUAUCUUAAUUGAAGUGGGUUGGUUCUUGGUUGCGAUUUGUGACUGGUGCUGCCGUAAGGAGCUUCUGUUGGUGGCGAGUGUGGCCGUGAUUUUUGCUCGGCUGCCGCCAAUUGCUGCCAUUGUUGUGGUGUUUAAGAUUUUAGAGCAGUAGUGCCACUGAUUGCGGUGGGUUGUGGGCUGCGGUUGAAGGUUGAAUGGCGAGGUAGAAUUGGUGAGUUAGUUGGUGUUGGUGUUGUGAUGCGUGGACUGGCGGUUGGGAGGGCUGAGAUUGGUGAUGCGGGGUGAAGCAGGGGGUAUUUUGGGCAGCAAGGUUGAGUGGAGGUUGGAGAUGGUGGGUGACGGAGGUUGUGGUCAGGUGGUGCGGCAAUAGUUGAGACUGGGUAAUGGUGGAAUGGGCUGGUUUGAAGGGGAAUUGUGAUUAGUGAGCGGGUCUGGUGUGGUUAGAAGAUAGUGGGUUGUAGGAUGGCGAUAGCGGUGGCGGUGGUCGUUAGGGGGCGGCUAUGGUUGCUGGGAGGUGGUUCUGGCUGUUGGGCAUUAGUUUUUGGGUCGAAGGAUUUUGGAUAGUAGGCUGGAAUUGAGAUUAAGGUUAAAUUAGUUAUUAAAUCUUUAGUUAACUAAAGUUAAGCUUAUAUCUAGUUAAAUUUACCAUUGAAAAAUUGUAACUAGUUAAAGUUUAUAAAGGAUAAUAAUUUUUUUUUGUAAUUUACCAUUAAGAAAUAUAAAAACUAUAGUUUUACCAAAGAGAAUUUUCAUUAAUUUAUUUAUUUUCACAAGAUUAUUAGAAAAUAAAUAUAUAUGCAGUAAAAAAAAAAAAAAAAGUAACAUUUGCACACUGCAAUUCAGGGCAUCACCAGACACAAACUAAUUUGCUUAGAUUAAAACUUGCUAAAAUAAAACACAUUAGAAUAAAUAAAAUAAAAUUUAUCAACGUAAAUUAAGGAGCUGUGGUCUAUUUAAAUAGUAAGCUAAAAUGACAACUAGCUUAAAAGCUUACCUGGUAUGAUAAACUAAUUUGACAAUUAGCUUGUCAUUGGAGCUGCUCUCAAUAUUCCUGCAUAUUUGAAUGCAUUUAAGUCUUGUAGUUUGGUUCGAAUGCACUUGUAUAUUCCAUACAAAGUAUAGACGUGAAAUUAAAUCUCUCCCUAGAAUUGAAAUUACUAGCCAGUAACAUAAGCAAUCAUUCGACUUUCGUUGAAAUUUCUAUGGAAGACUUUGUGUUUUUUGGUCCCAUCCAUGGAAGACGGAAGACGGAAGACUUUGUGUUUUUUGAUCCCAUCCAUGGAAGACGGAAGACUUUGUCGUUGUUGCAAAAGUAAGGUUUCUACUCUGUAUUAUAUAUGGUUGGUCGUUAAAGCCGUCUGUCCUUCCUCCCAUAAAAAACACAAAGGUUAAAAAAAUGAACCUCAAAUUGUUCGAAGCAAUCACACAGAAUGACCAGUUGCUAUUCAAGCAACUACUAGAUGAAGAAGGUGAUUCAAUACUCGACGAAAGAACUGAGAAUUCACUGGAGACGACACUACAUUUAGCUUGUAAACAUGGGCAUGCCAAAAUUGUUCAUCAAAUAGUGGUGUUGCGGCCAGACUUGGUUAAAGCACAUAAUCAACAGAAAGAAACUCCUCUACUCGAUGCCUGUCGUGGCGGAAACCUAGAGGUGUUGGAGACCUUGUUGGAGGCUAAACCUUGGGUAUUUCAUCAGUCUAACUGUAAAAGUGCUUUGCUGUUGGCUUGUGAACAUGGACAUGGUCACCUGAUGAGGCGUUUGAUGUCAGAGAUGAAUAGUGUUGAAACUGUUUUUUUCUCUCUUUCGUCCAAUUUUGCUGCUGAAUUUUCCUGUCUACGCAUUACUAUCUCCCGUGGGUAUGCAGAAGUUAUCAGAGAGCUAAUCGAAGCGUGUCCAAUUCUUGUGGAAAGAUCAGAUGAAGAUGGACUUAAUUUACUGCACUAUGCUUGUGAAUUGGGUGAACCUGAUAUCGCAAGAAUAUUGCUCAUAUCGAAUCCUAACCUUGCCCAAUCUUAUGACAAUCAUGGCUUUGCUCCUCUGCAUCACGCAGUAAUGCGAAAUAAAAUAGCUAUCUUUAAAGAAUUUGAGGCAUUUGCUCCGUCUGCAUUUAAGAUCUUGACCAAGAAGCAAGAAACCAUCUUUCAUCUUGCAGUUCAAACCCAUCAAUUUGAUGCCUUUGUAAGCUUGAUCCAAGUUCUUGGUGACUCCAACGAUCUCUUUUAUAGACGAGACCAAGAUGGAAAUCGUCUCCUGCAUCUUGCUAUCUAUCAUAAUUCAGUUGAGAUUGCCGAAUAUCUGAUCAGCAAAGCAACAAAACAACAACUACAAACUAGAAACUACGUAGGGCUUACUGCUCUUGGCUUUCUGGAGAAGUCUGGACUGGAAGAUGUUGCCGCCCUGCAUCUCAAAGACCUCUUGCUAAAAAAACUCCACAAAUUUAAUCCCAACACAAAAUCAGCAUCUGAUAAUGAAAUAAGCCAACAAGAUGAAGAGUUGAAUGAAGAUCAAUCUCAGAUGGUUCAAUUAACAGAAACCCUAUCAGAUAUUGAAACUCGAACAUAUAAGUCCAAGCUGCAAGAAGUGACCAUUGAGCACAAAGUAGACAAAGUUCUAUCAAGAAAAUCUUCGUCAACCUCAUCGAGUUCACGUACUGUAUAUCAGGGUUGUAGAGGAAACGCAUCUUAUCAAAGGCCUUUAUAUAAAGCUGUAAAAACAAUUCUUACGACUAUAAAAGCAGAAAAGGGUGUUCGUAAGGAUAUACAGAAGAAAAGGAUGUAUGAAAUGCACAUGGAAGGGCUUCAAAAUGCAAGGAAUACGAUCAACAUAAUCGCAAUCUUAAUUGCUACAGUAACAUUCACAGGAUGCCUGAGCCCUCCAGGGGGCUUUUUCCAAGAAGGAGCUAACAUAGGAAAGCCAGUGUUGUCGCAAACAACAGCAUUUAAGGUAUUUCUGAUCAGCAACGAUGUAGCUCUCUUCUUGUCUCUUGGCAUCGUUGUUAUUCUUGUCAGCAUCAUUCCUUUUCGCACCACACCAAUGCGAAGGGUGUUGACUCUAACACAUAAGCUCCUAUGGCUUGCAGUAUUCUUCCUAGCCAUAGCUUACAUUGCAGCAAGGUGGGCUACAACCCUACAAGUCAAACACCUAAAAAGGACAUCCAAAAUUGUGUUGUCUAUCUGUGGCGGGUUCUUAUGCAUCAUAUUUGUUGGGUUGAGUAUUAUGCUUAUCAAAAACAAGCUAGAGACAUCUAAGUUGAGAAAGAAAGAAAAUUUAACAGCAGGAACCUUUUCAUUUGAAUCUAAUGUUCUAAGUCGAGUUACAUCUGGUUAUAUCACCUAUUAAGGCUAAACAACGUGAGACUUGUAUGGAUUUUUAAAGCCCUAUUUGCCUAAUUAGUGAUUAGCAGUAAGUUGAUAGACGAUAGCCAAUUGUAUUAGUUAUUUUGACUAUCUGUUAGCACAACAUUCCCAGGCCUUGUUAAACUCCAUCUUCUCUCAGUCAUUUUGGGGAGUCUAUGGAGUACUCAGUACUAGGUUGUUGGGUGUUAGUGAAUAGUGAUGUUCCUAACCGUUUUUAGAUUCCAAGAGUUUUCUUAUGUUGUCUCUCAUUAAAUUUGAGAUUAAGGUGAAUAUGGCAUACAUGUACCUGUU